Aspergillus ruber CBS 135680 is the source of this 1002-nucleotide messenger RNA. RefSeq lists its product as uncharacterized. Gene Ontology annotation, biological process: nucleolar large rRNA transcription by RNA polymerase I. NCBI's taxonomy places the organism in Eukaryota, Fungi, Ascomycota, Eurotiomycetes, Eurotiales, Aspergillaceae. Gene Ontology annotation, cellular component: RNA polymerase I upstream activating factor complex. Bases 52 to 765 code for a protein of 237 amino acids. The transcript is spliced from 2 exons. The record is from RefSeq and is a predicted model, not a curated record. Gene Ontology annotation, molecular function: RNA polymerase I cis-regulatory region sequence-specific DNA binding.
AUUGAAAACUCUCAAUGUUCUGGUGCAGACAAAUCAGAUGCAUACCAGGCCAUGUCAUACGGCAAAUCUCUGGCAUUGAGCCAGAAUAACUUCGUCCAACCUCCAGAGAAAGAGGAAGUGGACGAGACUUUCGAUGCCAGAAUAUCGCGACAAAAGAGGCAAGCCACGGUCUACGAUGCUGUUGCUGGUCGCCUGAACUCCCACGGCUUCCUCUCCGCAGUCCCUUACUCCUCCACAUACCGAGAUACAACAUCCACCAGCGCGAACCCAGUUCGGCCCGAAGAAGUGCUCUUCCGCCGUUUAAAUGCGCCAACCCGCUACGAGGAAACAGACUUCUACUUUGCGCAUGAGAACCUUCCGCCUACCUUCCCGCUCCCCAGCUCCGAUCUGUUAGAGUCGAUCCAUGUCUAUUCAGCCGACUUCUACGACCAUGCCACGAUUGAUCGCGGACAAGAGGAUUACCAGAGCAUGGAUGAGACGGCUUUGAUUGCAAUGGGAAUCCUCCUUGAGGAGAUGGCGAAGGAGUCAUUGGGUGAAACUGGUGACUUGGUAUUGGUUGAAGGGGAAAGGAUCUCGGAUAGUGAGCGGUUGCCAUCCAUGAGACAUAAGAGGCGGAUGAGUCGCAAACGGGAAAGUAGUACGAUGGUCAGCUCGGGAGAUGAUUUGGAAAACGUGGUUAAAAGGAGGCGGGUAAAGAGGCCGCGUCUCAUGUCUCGCAUGGACACGGAGCCGGAUGAGAAACCGCGGGUAGAGAAUGAUGAAUGAUUCGAUGGGCGGAUGGGGUUUGCUCUGUUGCUUUCCGUGUGCUACGAUAAGAUACCCAUAAUGCGAUAUAACUAUGAUCUUUUUACCUGCAUUGAUUGGCCUGCCGCCUAUUUGAUUCCAAGGAUCAUGCCUGGAAAAUAUUUUCCUACCAGCGCUCUUCCAUAUCAGUCAUACUCUUGGACUUCUGUAUCUUUCCGAUAGGUAGUUACGAGCAGCAAAUUGUUCCAUCGCCUUCUC